CAGCCAAGAUGAAGAUGUCAAAACUCUCCAAUCAGACCAACUCGCAGGACCCGCAGGCGGUGAACUCGAGAGUUUUCGUCGGCAACCUGAACACAUUUCAGUGCUCCAAGACGGAUGUGGAGCGCAUGUUUCAGCGCUACGGACGGUUGGCGGGAAUUUCCAUGCAUAAAGGAUACGCAUUUGUGCAGUUUACAAAUCCAUUCGAUGCACGGAAUGCCUGCCAUGGGGAGGAUGGGCGGACGGUGCUCAGCCAAACCUUAGAUGUGAAUAUGGUGGCAGAACCGAAACCACACCAAACAGGUCGGAAACGGCAAAACAAAUCCAAAACCGGAAAUGAUUGGGAUUACUACUACGAUAGCUACUACGCUUCCACACUAUUCGGACCACUACAGCAGCAACCGAACGCACAGCCACGGCCCCUGAAACGUCAGCGACUGAUGGCACCGAGCCGUAUGGGAAUGACACCGAAAAUGAACGGUGCUGGACCAAUCCUUGGUCACAGUCCGCAUGCACAGCAGCAACAGCAGCAGCAGCAACAGGUACUCUCCCAACAACAGCAGCAGCAACAGCAGCAGCAGCAGCAACAGCAACAACAGCAGCAACAGAUGCAUCUUGUAGCACACUCCCAACAGCUGCAGCAACAAAUGCAGGCCGUUGCUGCUGCUAGUCCUGUUUCCGGUGGGUCUUGCAGCCUUGGGAACUAUUACUCCACACCGGGUGGAAACAUUGGAUCAAGCAAUGGCGUACCGAUGCAGGUUCCGAACGGAUGCAUUGGUUCGAAUGGAUACAUCAACAACAACAACUGCUUGAUGAAUGGUGCGGAACUGGGUGGGGUGGUUGGUGGCGGAAUUGGUGGGUGCAAUAUGUCCAGCUACACCAAUGGGCAGCACGUCGUUGGACCGUUCAAAACGUACAGUAAUCCCGACACACUCAUCUGCGGUAACUGCCGGGAGCUGUUCACCGACCUGACGGAGCUGCUGGAUCACAAGCGCAGCUACUGCAAGCUUCGAUUUACCUGCAAGUGUCUCAGUACCUCUCCGGUGCAGAAAGUGUAUCCAAAUCCGCAGGCUAAACUGGUGUGCGUGGCGUGUAAGGACUCGUUCUCUAAUCCCUGGGAUCUAAUGGUGCAUGCACAGGCCGCACACAUGGUAAACAUCUACGAGCUGGGCGAAGGAUCGGCCGGGGAGGAUGGCAAGACGUCCGGCAUGGGUGGUGAUCGCACCGCCAACAGUACGCCCACGAUGCCUUGCUCACCGCCAGCACUGGAGCUUGGCAAACUGAAUGGAACGGGGGUCGGGGUCAACAACCCGCUGGCAAAUGGAAUCCACGAGCUUGAUGACGAUAAGAAUGAUCAUACAGAGGAUACUCAAUCGCAGGCGACGGCCAGCUCACCGGAAGCCUGCCUACAGACGGCUUCCUCCAGUGAGGACAUUUCUUCCAUGAACGAUUCACCCGUGAUGAACGUUAUCGCAAAGACGGAACCAUCGUCCCUGCUGACCAAUGGGUUCGUCAGUGGUGGUAACGCGAUAGAUACAGGCCUGAAGCAGAACGGCCCCGCAAGGGCUUGCAUUAUGACAGCGUUGAGUAUAGACACAAAGUCAAACCAGGAUCCAACGGUGGCACUGAAAAUGGUAUCGUCUUCGAUGGGCAUAACGCUUACUAACGGUGCGGCCGUAACGGCUGUAACGCAGUAAAGCAUUUG
Anopheles maculipalpis is the source of this 1702-nucleotide messenger RNA. RefSeq lists its product as uncharacterized. Gene Ontology annotation, cellular component: nucleus. The record is from RefSeq and is a predicted model, not a curated record. Lineage: Eukaryota; Metazoa; Arthropoda; Insecta; Diptera; Culicidae. Gene Ontology annotation, molecular function: RNA binding. Bases 9 to 1694 code for a protein of 561 amino acids. The transcript has 9 exons.